Messenger RNA from Phlebotomus argentipes, 2488 nucleotides. RefSeq names its product enolase-phosphatase E1. Gene Ontology annotation, cellular component: Z disc; nucleus; actin cytoskeleton. Gene Ontology annotation, biological process: positive regulation of actin filament bundle assembly. The coding region runs from base 307 to 2436 and encodes 709 amino acids. Lineage: Eukaryota; Metazoa; Arthropoda; Insecta; Diptera; Psychodidae. Gene Ontology annotation, molecular function: actin binding. The record is from RefSeq and is a predicted model, not a curated record. The transcript has 9 exons.
GGAGGUUGUGGAAAAAGAGGGUCAUGCGGUGAAAAACGCGACGAUCACACAGGAGACGCACGAUGUGCAGAAUGACAAUAUCAAUAAGGAGAAGGUUAACGAAAAUACUGCCACGCUCUGGGGCCCCGAGAGAAGGUUGCCAUCGACAUUCACCACAGCCUUAAUGAGACAAAUGGCAGAAAAUCUCACAUCAUUGGCUGAAAUACAUACGACUAUUUACAAUAUACAUUAUAGUACAUACUGCUGGUUUUUCCUCCUUCACGCCCAGGUCCUAAAUUUCAAGAGCCUCAAGAUGUGAAUAGGGAAAUGAGCGAAGAUAAUACUGAAGAGGAGGUAGAAGAAGAAGAGGUAGAAGAGGAGCAAGAAGCCGAGGAAAACAAUAUGUCUGCGGAGGAGUCUGAGGAUGAGGUGGAAACAGAGGAGGCAGACGUUACGAAGAAUAUUUCAAAGAAAGAGGAAAGCAAGGUGGAGAAUGAGGUUAAAAUAAAAGAAAUCAUAGAUGAUCCAGAACAGGAUGUCAUAGAAGUGAAAGAAAGUACUUUACCAGAGCAAGUUAAGAUACGUGUAUCAGUCUUGGAACCAAAUACAUCACAAGAACAAAAUGAAAUGAAAGAUUCAGAAACGAAUGCUAAAGAAUCAGAGAAUACAGAAAAUAAAGAAGGAAAGGAUGAAUCAGCUCUGGAAAAGCAAGAAGAGAAACAAUGUACCAAGGAUGAGACGGAAAAAUCGGCGAAUAUAUUAUCACAGAACAUGUUAGAAGUAUUGGAAUCUGAAAAUUUGGUUGAAGGCGCAAAUUUGCCAAACGAGUCGGAGCAAAGGACGCAGGAGACGAAGACAGAGAGAGAGGAUGAACCGAAGGCAGAAACUCAAAGAGAGUUGUUACAGGUGGCAUCAGCUGAUGGCGAAAUACAUCAGGAGAGCAUCAAGAAUGUAAUUCAUGAGAUCAUAAGUGAUAUCGACCGCCAGAUGGAGACGGCACCGGAUGACGUCGUAGCGCCCCUAGAGGAUAAGGAGAAUGGUACAAAAGUGGUGGACUUACAGAAAAUCUUCACGCCUGCUACGGACGCUGAGGAGAUACUACCACGCCAACGCAAGCUGUACGCGUCGUCGAGCUUCUAUUCACCCACCCUCCAUCCCACCGUGGAGGAUCAAGUAGAACUGGCACGACGCAUAUCACAUUCGUUGAGUGAUAUCAGCAACCAGCACUCUAAAGGGCAGUCCAUGUACGUGAACCGGAAGAAGCGCUCCGUUAAGUGGGUGCACGAGGGUGAAGGCAAGGGCCUUGUGCUCAAUACAUCGAACUACGAAGAAAGCCGUUCAGAGAAGACACCUCUCAAGUUCGUGAUGAACCCACGAGGGCAGGUGCAAGACAUAGAAACUCUACGUGCUCAGGGAGUCGUUGUCGAACCCACAGCUCCGUCAUUGGAUCGUUGUGCCGAAGUGGUGACUGCACUUCAAGCUGCCGGUGGCAAAGGUAAAUCCCAAUUAGCGCAUAACCAACGUGUAAGCUUCCUUUUUCUUGAUAUAGGUGCUGAGCUAUUUGCAAAACGUCGUAAGCGCUCCGAAAAAUGGAUUGUUGAUGAAAGUGCAUAUCAAACUUCUAUGCUCACAUCUGAGGCCAGGCUCAUCAAUGAGGGUCCUAAAACUCAACCCAGCGUCAAAAUGGACCAGAUACUCUUACAGAAAUCAUCGCCUCCAAAAUGUCAACUAUCCGUGGAUUUAUCUCGUACUGAGGCGGCGAACAAAUCACCGCCUUCAUCAGUACAACUAAGUCGCGAGUUGGCAUAUCGACCGUCGGUACCGCAAGGCUGGAAUGCUCCACGGCCAUAUCUCUCUGGUGAGUGUUCGCGGCCAGUCAAUUCGCUUUCGCUUACUCACACCCUCGAGGAGGACUUCUAUGCUGUCCCAGUACGCGCACUCAUUGACACAUUUGAGCAAAAAACAGGCAUCUACACGCCACCCGAAUUGCCACUCAGCAGUUAUGCUCCACCACCACGUGCGGGCGUACCGCACCAACGCAUGAAUUUACCUUUAUCGCAGUAUGCAGAUUUGCCAAAAGCUCCUCUGAAUACGCAGUAUGCAGAUUUGCCAAAAGCUCCUCUGAAUACGCAGUAUGCAGAUUUGCCAAAAGCUCCUCUGAAUACGCAGUAUGCAGAUUUGCCAAAAGCUCCUCUGAAUACGCAGUAUUCAGAUUUACCAAAAGCUCCUAUGAAUACGCAAUAUGUCUUCAAUGAGCUACAUCAUGCUUCAAAGCAACGCUAUGUACCACCAGCACUAGAAUCAAUAUCUGCAACACCGCCGCAAUGUAUAUCAUCAUCAACGUCACCAGUACCAAAAUGGCGCAACUAUAAUACGGCAGCACGCGGCUGGCGUGGUGCACACGUUUACAAGCCUGUUACUUUUGAUCAGCCGUCGUUGCCAUUCACGGAUUUCUAAACCGUUUCUUUUUUGUUGUUCAUUGAGUGAAUAAAUAACAAGUUGUGCGAAA